CUUUGUCCGUUCUUGGGAUGAGAUGGUGGAACAAUUUUGUCAAAAAAAUUUUCAAAGUGAAGAGUGCAUCACCAUCCUUGAUCUCCACAACACCCGCCAAUGCCCUGGUGAAGAUUUAAUGGGGUAUGUGAAAAGAUUCAGGGAUUUGGCACUUGAUUGCUAUGGUGGCCAUGCUGAGUCCUUCUUAGUGGAAAUUUGCAUCAACAUCAUAUUUCCGAAAUAUUGCACUGUCCUUGAAAACAUCGGGAUCAACCAAUUUGCAAGGCUAUUCGAUGCUGCUAAGAGAACAGCUAUUUUUGUCAAAGCCAUCUCUAAUGGGAAAUCUACAGCGAAGUCAACAGAAAAGAAAACCGUUGCUCACACCUUGACUGUCUCUAUCCGUUGCUUAGAAAAGAAAUCUGCAGCGAAGGAUAAGGACAAAAAAAGAGAGAUCGCACGACGAAGAGCCACAGAGGCCAUAUUCUCCAUUGUCAGUGAGGCUGGAGGAGAAUGCCUCAACGCUGAUGCACAUGCUAGCCGCGCUUAUCUUGAAUCUUCCAAUGUCGCCACAUUCACUGACGAAGAUAUGGAGUGUGAACUGGUUGAUACAGGAUCCUCUUUCAACUUGAUACCACUGAGCACCAUCAUCGCUACAAGAAUCCCCCAACGAAGACUUGUCAAGUCUCCACUUAGCAUUGUUGGCUCUGGUAACAGUAGUGAGCAUGCCCUUGGAUACAUUCAACUUGAGUUAAAGGUCGAUGUAAUCCAAUCUCAGACUACAUUUUAUGUUAUUGAUGCAGAAGUUUCUUAUCAUAUAUUGCUAGGACGACCAUGUCUGCAUCAACAUAAAAUUGUCCCUUCUACUUAUCAUCAAUGUGUCAAGGGCCGUCUAAAUGGAAGGGUUUUUCGCAUCUCUGCCAACCCAUUGCCAUUUGAUCAGAUUGAGACCCACUUCGUUGAAAUUUCUUUUUAUGAUGAGUUAGCCCCUUCUGGUGAAGCAAUGGUAUCCCGCCUAGGUGGCAUUGUCCUGCCAGCAUGGAAUGACAUCAAAGACAAUCUUGAUCUUGAUCUGCAAAGUGUCCUGGAACAAAAAAGGCAGAAGAAGGAGGCAGCAAAAAUUGUCCAAGCACGACCAAAGUGCACUCGAACUGUCCUUCCGGACGGUGCUGCAUUGACUUUUGCGACCUCAAUAAGGCAUGCCCCAACGAUGAAUUCUCUAUCCCCAAACAUGGAUGUGUUGAUGGACAAUACUACUGGCUGCGAGAUGUACUCUCUCAUGGAUGGCAGCAGUGGAUAUAACCAAAUCAGUAUGUGCCCUAACGAUGUAGAGAAAACUGCUUUUCGUACCUAUACUGGCAAUUUUGACUAUGUUGUUAUGCCUUUUGGACUAAAAAAUGUGGGGGCUACUUAUCAAAGAGUCAUGGUGGCAAUCUUUCAUGAUUUCAUCCACAUAUACAUUGAAAUCUACAUUGAUGACAUUGUGGUGAAAUCCAAAACAAGAUUGGGCUGCUUCGAUGUGUUGAGGACAGUCUUCGACAGAUGUUGUCUAUGCAAGCUGAAAAUGAAUUUAGCGAAGUGUGCAUUCGAUGUUUCCGCUAGAAAAUUCUUAGGCUUAUUCAUCCCUUCAUUGGCAGAAAUAUUAUCUGCAUUUAGCCUUUUACUGAAGAAAGGAGCCACUUUCGUAUGGAUGGCGGAGCAACAACAUGCCUUCUCACAUCUGCAGGAUCUCAUGCUUAGAUUGCUAAUCAUAUCUGUCCCCAUCCAAGGCAUACCACUAAAAGUCUAUUUGUCUACUUCUAACAAAGCUAUGAGUGCACUGGUUGCCCAAGAUGAACAAGAAGGCAAGGAACAACCGAUUUAUUAUGUCAGUAGAAACCUCAAGGGCACCAAAUCAAGGAAAUUGAGGAAGAAUGGACAUUAUACUUCGAUGUGCACGAACAACACUACAGACUACGAAGCUUAUGUUAAUGGCCUUGCUAUGGCUAAAAAGGCUGGUGUGCAGCACUUGAAAAUCAUUGGCAAUUCAGGUCUGAUCCUUGGUCAAGUUCAAGGGGAAUGCGGCGAACAUCAAGGAUGGAGAAAGCUGUAUGAGCAACUUUUAGCUUAUGGUUAUUAUUGGCCAAACAUGAAGCAAGAUGCUGUAGAUUUUGUUCGACGAUGUCACACUUGUCAUGUUCAUGCUAGUCUCAUCCAUUCCCACCCUAAUUUGUUGCAACAUAUGAAAACUCCUUGGCCUUUUCAUACUUGGGGCUUGGAUCUCAUCGGUCCCAUUCACCCUUCAUCUGAGGGUUACAUUUGGAUAUUGGUGGUCAUUGGAUAUUGGUGGUCAUUGAAUAUUUCACCAAAUGGGUGGAGGCUAUCCCUUUUCGCAAUGCUACAAGUCCAGCGAUGUCAAACUUUAUCAAGGAGCACAUAAUCUGCUAUUUUGGGAUCCCAUACAAAAUUGUCAGUGACAAUGGAACUCCUUUUAUUAAUCAACAUGUGCAAAUAUU
Rubroshorea leprosula is the source of this 2471-nucleotide messenger RNA. NCBI's taxonomy places the organism in Eukaryota, Viridiplantae, Streptophyta, Magnoliopsida, Malvales, Dipterocarpaceae. The record is from the annotation of a GenBank genome assembly.